AUGACUGAAAAUCAAGAAACCUCGGGUGUUCCAAGUAACACCCCCAUUGAGUCCCCACCAGUUAAAACACCAAUGUUAAACUCCUUACUCAACACCACAACUAACCGAAACCCUAGGACAGAGUCACCACCACACUCAGUCCCCUCUCCUACCCAAUCGAGUUCUAGUUCUCAUCGGAACCGCAAAACCUCGACUCCUAAAAGGUUUGUGGCUACGAGCUCUCCCGCUGCCUCGCCGGAAAAACUGGGUGAAAAGGGUACAGUUGACGAAGAGGAAAAUCAGGAAAUCUCCAGUCUUCCUAUGGAAGAAGGCUCAAAUACAGACCAAACUACUGGUCCUGAGAAUGCUGACUCAACAAAGACAGUUCCUAUUCUUGAGUCCACAGGUUACACUUCUCAUUCUCCUGCAUUUUCCAUGGAGUUACAAGAGAAAAAAGCAAUAGAAAAUAUACUAUCUAUAGCGGCUGAAGGGGUUAUUAUCGAAGGAGGUAAGGUUGGGUCUAAGCCUCAGGGGGAAGAUCCUAAGAUCUUGGUAGAAGGUAGAGAGCUUGUGCCUGUUAAACAAUCGGCACAGGACAAUACUACUGGGGUACCUAAUGAAGAACCUUAUCCCUCAUCGGAGGAUACAACUCAGGGGUCCUCUCAAGAGCCCCAGGUCAGUAUUGACCCUGCUCCAUCUCCUUAUUUUAAUGUUGAGCCUCUGUCUGUGGUGGUGCCUAAGAUGAGAUCUGUAUCUGGUGAAGAGAAUGGGGAUAGUGAAGAAGAUUUUGAUUAUAUAGCUAUUGCUAGCUUUAUCCAGGCUAGGGGUAGACCAGUUGCUACUCUAGAGCCAACUCCUAAGCUACCCACUAUAAGGUUGCAAAAUAAGGAGGCACUUGAGUCCGCUCUUAAUAAAAGUCAAGUCAGUCAAAGGAGGAGGAAAUUGGUGAAAGAUGGGAAGGCUGCACAUGAGAAGGUAGUGCCUGUUGUCACUAUGGAUGAUGAAGUGGACGAGGAACCUGGUUCCUUGACUCACAAGUGCUCACAGAAGCACUCUCUCUCCAAGUCUAAAAAGAAAUCUUCUGUGAGUAUUGAGAGUCCACACAAGAGUGAUGAAGUUAUCUCCAGUGAAAAUUUGGUGGAAGAAUCUGGUAACAAGAUAGUAGAAAAAGGUGGUGCAAAAUUUGGUAACAAGGUGAUGGAAGAUUUUGGUGAAAUUGUGUCCGAGAAAACAGUGUCUGCAAAGUCCGCUGAGAAGGGAAAAACUGCUCGCAAGUCUGUGAAAAGGAAAGUUGAUGUCGAAGAGGAACCUGGUUCCUCCAAGAAGGCCAAAGUUGAUGAAUCCCAGAGUGCUAGGAAAUAUAAAUUGAGAAAUCAGAAGGUACUAUGGGGCCGCAUAUUUGCCCCUGACAUUUUGGAGCUGGCCGGAAUGCGGCAAUUGGUUGAAAUCUGUGAAUUCCAACAAUGA
This is a messenger RNA of Nicotiana tabacum (common tobacco), 1446 nucleotides long. NCBI's taxonomy places the organism in Eukaryota, Viridiplantae, Streptophyta, Magnoliopsida, Solanales, Solanaceae. The record is from RefSeq and is a predicted model, not a curated record.